GUGACUUCUUGUUGCUCGGAUAGGUGUUUCCGCCCGGAAUGUUUUGGGGACGGACACGUUGACCGUUGUUGCUGGGAGGCAGCUACAGUCACAAUGACAGGGGCGGUAAUUGUAGCUGUAUAAUCUGCUAGUGCCUGAGCAGUAGGAAAGCCUGCAGACUAACAGAACCCUAGGAAAGCAGCGCCAUGAGGGAAGGAGCCACGGACAUGAGCUGGGAUUCGGAAGCCAGCAGCACUGCCAGCGGGGUGCUUAUCCGCUCUACCAGUAUAAACAGGACCCCUGCAGGCGGGCAGGGCAGAGAGAGACUGGGUGCGGGGUCUGACAGUAAUACAGCCUCAGUGGCAGCGAGACAUCAGGGGGAAACCGUGGAACAUGGUGCAACUGUGGCAAGAGAGAAGCAGCCAGUGGCAGCUGAUGAUUUUGGGGCAGUGCUGAGAGACUGGAGUAGCGAUGCCACAGGGUGGGCACCAGAGAAACUGGAGCAAGAGGAGAAUGAGCCUCCCAAGUACAGUGCGAGCUGCAAAGCGGGAUCAAUAAUAAGCCCUGGUGGUACGAGAGACAGCUCAGGCAGCCCUGUGGGCAGCAAGGUGCACAUCUCUCUGACAAGGCUGCAAGAGAUACCCUCUCCUUAUCCAGACUUUGCCUUCAGAAAGCAUGAUGCCUCUUACAUACCCGCAGCUCUACCUGCCAACAAGUACCCUGCAGUUAGAUUUACUUCAAGUGACAGCAGAUCAGAUACUGUAAAUGUUUUGAGAAAGACAAAGAUGUCAGCUAGCAAGAGAGAGCCAUCAGCACCAAAGGUAUAUGUGACCAAACAUUUGCAGAGUGUAAUGGAUAUGAGAAAGCCAGAUGAAACAGUACAAAAUGGGAGCAAGAAGAAAGAUAAAGAUAUUGAGAUUUCUCAGUUCUCUACUGGGCAGAAAGGAGCACUGCUGGCAGCUUUGAAUAAAAGAGCACAUAGUGGCCCUGUUACUAAGCAGGUGAGGGUACAGCUUCUUGAGGACAGUACAGCGGUUAAAAGAGAGACAUGCACCCAGGACAGCAAAAAACAGCUUAAUGAGUUGGACCCAGUUACAACAGUUGCAGCUGCCACUGCUGCUGCUAUAGCUGCUACUGCUCCUCUUCUCAAGGCUCAGAGUGACAUGGAAGCCCAAGUGAACUGUGUUACCCAACUGCUAAACAAACUGCAGGAGGUGGAUAGGCAGCUGCAACAGCUCUCUAAACAACAGAGCAAGAUCCAAAGUCAUCCCCAAGAAAGAUCAUGUCACAGUGACAGGGUGAGAGAGCUGGAAAGGCAGCUUGCCCAACUGACAGAACAGAGACUUCAGCAUCUGGAGAAAUUACAACAGCAACAAAUUCAAAUGCAGUCAAAUUUUAUUAACUCUGCAAUGAAAACUGGCUCAUUGCAGCAUCAGCAUGAAGCUCCAGCAUAUGCUCCAUUGCCCUAUACUGUUCCAAAGCAUCUGCCGCCCAACCAGCUUAUGAAGUCAGCAACUUCUGAGAACUGCAGGAAAGCCAACAUGCUUCAAAAUGAAGAAGAUACAAAUCCUUCAGCAAAAUCUCCUCUGGAAACUCCGGCUCCUCGCAGGUUUGCACCAGUUCCAAUGGCAAAGGAUGUGCACGUCCCUCAAAUUACCACUCAAGAAAAGGAAAAUAUGGGGAAGCCCACAAAUCCAAUACAGUUAGGAAACGGAGUUUUUCUUCAGAAGGUCUUAGAGGAGAGCAAGUCUCCGUUAUUUAAAUCGACCUAUAAAGCUGCAGCAAACCCAACAAAGGACUACAGUUAUCCCUGUAAUGACAGCACUUCCACCUUCCUGCCAAUGGAUACAGCUACGAGGACCAAAUACCUUUCUCAGAGUAGAGAUACCACAGCUAGUACUGUAGUUCAGAAGGCUAAUGAUGUGCUGUGUGAUCUGGGUUUGCUGAAGCAGGAGAUGCAUGGCAUGCUGCAGGAAGCCAAGCAGUGGAGACCACAGGUGGAUGAUUUGACGGCUAGGGAGAAAGCCAGCCCAUAUUACAUUUCAGGUGAUCUGCAUAAGCUGCAGUCUUCUUUAUUAAGCAGCAAAAAGCCACCCAAGUCAUUGUGUGAAGAUGCAGAGCGAAUAUUAAGAGAAGUACAGAAUAAUAAGAAGGUCCUUGAAGCAAACUUAGAGGCAAUUAAUCGAGCAAAGGAUGGAGCAGCCAUGUACUCCCUUAUGGACACACUGACUACAAACAGUAACGCAGCAGAGAAAAUACAUAUUAAAAAAUCUGUUGAUGCCUGGAUUGCAGAAAUGACCUCUGAAAUACAGGAGGAGAUCUCAAGAAAAAACAUUGUGACCAGUCGCAAAGCACAAGAACCGGUAGUGGGAAAAAAAUCUGAGGGAACUAAGGAUGCAAAAAGUAUCAAAGGUACUGGAAAAACAACAUCGGCAAGGGCAAUACCGAGAACUGGAAUCUUGCCCAGGUCUUCCCAUAAGCAGAGUGAGGGAAGGAUUGCGGCAAGCAAGAAGGAAGAACUUUCUCAAGCUUUGCAAAAGAAAGGUGGCAAGCCAAGGCCCCCUCAGAGGUUGAAUGAGUCUGCCCAGGUGGAUGAAGAUGUUCUGAAUCUUGUAUAUGGCAGGCCGAUCUACCAAGGGCACCGCAGCACUCUCAAGAAGGACCCAUACCUGCGCUUUAACUCCCCUUCCCCUAAAUCAAAGCCAUGUAGGCCCAGAGUUCUGGAAACUGUAAAAGGUGUUAAGAUGAAAUCUGCACGAGUACAAACAAACUAUACUGAAUGCAAGACCACCAUAGCCAAACAUGCACCAUCAAAGUUUGAGCCUCAGUUUGUUUUUAACCCAAUCAGAGAAGCUCAAGAUAUAUCUGCACCCCUGGAGGGGCAUCUCAUCCCUAUGGCGAUUCCAUUAGGAAGAUCGCAGUUUGAUGGAAUUUCUCCAGUGCCGUCAUCUGUAAUCAUUGCACAGCCGCAGCCCACUACAUUGAAUGUGUCUAUUCCACCCUCUCCCCCAAAACCACGGGCAAAAACUGUGAAACCCAAUGUUGCAGUGGUGGAAAUAAAAUCAGAGAGAAAGGACCCCCCACAGCUUAGAGUCCAGGUGCUUCCCUGUGUUGAUAUUGACAGCGUAGCAAGCGAGAGCACCAGUGUGAGCCAAAUGUCUCCCAAUCAAGAAACAACUCCUCCUCCUACUUCCAAUCCUGCUCCGAUAAAUCCUGACAUACAGCUUCCAAUACGUGUAGAAACAGAAGAGGAGGUCCUUGCAUUUCCAGGCACUUCCUUUGUCCAAGUGUCAGAGAUCACUCAGGAUGAAGAAAGUGAGGUUGAGAUUCCGGAGCCAUUGCUGGAAGUUAACGGUUGUGCAGAAAUCUUUCCAUCAAAGUGUAAUGGAAUCCCAUUUCCACCAAGUGCUCCCGCACCUGCACCUCCAGUGACUAGUGAUAUCUUGGAAGGGAUCAUUAGCAGAAAGGAGACUUUGGAGAACACAGUCAUCAGCUGGGUGGAACAGGAGAUCAUAGCACGGAUCAUCAGUGAAAUGCAGCCAGUGAGGCAAGAAGCUGUCCCCAGCCAGACAAGUACUGAAGAGAGUGGAUCUAUAGCUUCAGAUAUCGUCGAAGCAGCUGGAGGGCAAGGAUUCCAAUUGUAUGUGGAUGCUGGAGUGCCAGUGGAUUCUGAUUUAAUUCGCCAGUAUGUUGAUAAAGCACUGGCUGAGAUUAUUGCUACAAUGUUGGGGGAGAAAGAAGCUCAAAAUACACAAAAACCUCCAUUAAGGGAAUCUGAUGUACAGAUCGCUAUAGAAGUUCCUUUAGUUCCCACUCCUGAGUGUACCCCACCCGCGUCUCCUCUCCCUUCAGCGAGGGAACCUUCCAUAGUAAAAACUCCAGAUCUUUCCCCACAAACUUCUGUGGCUGAACCCAUACCUGAAGAUCAGGCAGAAGUGGCAGCUCUGGAGAUGCCAACAAGUCCUGUAGCCACUCCUGUUAUCACCCCAGUGGCCUCUCCUCCCAGGGUGGCUACCCCAACACCUCCCAUUUCAGAAGAACCUGAACCAGAUAGCCCUGGUCUACCUGGUCCUUGGGGCACUAUGGAGUUGCCUUUAGAAGAAGAAAACCCCCAUUCUCUGGAGGAGGCUCUAUAUAAAGAUGCAAUUGUGAUGACAGUAGCUAAAGAUGAAAAGCCAGAGAGCCUGAUCUUUGCAGCUUCACCAGAACCUGAGAAAUCUUCAGUUUCCCUUCCACCUGAACCCAGAACACCCUCGCCUGCUCCCACCCCAAGCUCUGCCCCUUCAACAGAGGAGAGCACCCUGACUGUCACCACCACUGAUUCAGAAACAACCGACAGGCCCAUCUCGGAGGGAGAGGUGGUGUACAGUUAUGAUCAGAUAGCUGCAGCACAAGCUGUGGCUGAAAAUGGAGUGAUUAAUCAAAAUCUUACGGAGAGUCUAUCCAGCACUCUAAGAGAUGCACAUGACAUGGAAUAUGAUCCCCCAAGUGAAGGGCAGGUGAUUUAUGGGUCCAGGCGGGGAGCACAUCGUGAUCCUGUUCUGUCACUCUUAUCCAAAUUUAAUCAAGAUCUGGUUGCGCCACUUGACAUUUAUUACCCCCCAGAGGGCUCUGACGAAGAAAACAGCAUGGGGGAGAUCAGUGAAGGUCAAAGGCCCCGUUUCACCAACGCAGCAGAGCAAGUCUUAUUGGGGCACUCUGCCUUUAUGGGUAGACCUGCUAAUGCGGGUCAAAUUGCUGGACAUGAGCACAAGCAUCUGUCAUCUCCAGGACAGUAUGAUAAAAUACCAGAACUGAACCCCAUGGACUCUUAUAGUAUCACUCGGGGCCCAAUGAGCAUUGGGGAGCUUGAGGUGCCACUGGCAUCUGCUAAUUAUCCCAAUGUUAGUACCACUGCAAUAAUGCCGACAGGAUCCAGCAGCAGCUCUCAGGUCCAAGCCGUACCUCAAAAUGAGCAUCAGCCAACUCAUACACGUUUCAUACAAGUUGGGGUUAAGAGGAGCAAUGAUCCACCUACAGGUGUCAAGGAGGAUUUAGAUCGUACACUAGUUGAACCAAGUGCCUACCUCAGUUCUGCACUCUCAGGAAUCACUCCCGAUCCCCCAAAGAAGAUGUCUGUGAUUCUUCCAUCCAUUAAAGAAGUAGAUCAAGAUGAGGACAGAAGCACAAUUUUCCUGGAUUCGGAUACAUCGGGUUCGUCAGAUACUAUAUGAAAAGUGUCAUGCAAAAACAUAUUCUAUUCUGUAUUCAGUUUCAUACCUGUGUUUUAGGAAUCACGUUUUUCAUUUUUCCCUUGAUUAUUUAUUGAGAUUUGUAUUGUUCCUUUUUCUUUAUCUACAGUGCUAAGUGUUGCCUAUCCCUGAUCUACAUGCCUUAAAUAUUAUAAAUCACUAUUUUUAGCUUUCAGCUGCCUUUGUAAGGUUGUUUUGUAAAAUCCUUGUUUUUCAUCUUGUAAAUGAUAUGAGAUUUUCUAUUGUAUAUUUUAGAAUUCUGUUUCAUUUCUUAUUCAUGUUGUUUUUAUUGUAUAAUAAAUUGGUUGCUACAAAAGUUCUGGAAA
This is a messenger RNA of Xenopus tropicalis (tropical clawed frog), 5536 nucleotides long. Its product is annotated as KIAA0586. Gene Ontology annotation, biological process: smoothened signaling pathway. The transcript has 32 exons. The record is from RefSeq and is a predicted model, not a curated record. The coding region runs from base 186 to 5192 and encodes 1668 amino acids. NCBI's taxonomy places the organism in Eukaryota, Metazoa, Chordata, Amphibia, Anura, Pipidae.